CUCCGUCAUAUCAGGCUGGUGACCACAUCAGCCGGGCGGCUCAGAGACUGCUGGCUCACCCAUCGAUAGCCGACUCGGUCCAUUGACAGUUUACACGUUUUAAAGACUACUGUGUUAUUCUCUCGUGGUUUGCUGGUGCCGUUUUUGCCUCCCGCUGACAAUGGCUGACCCGAAAUACGCAAACUUGCCAGGAAUUGCCUUUAACGAACCGGACGUGUACGAGACCGGUGACCUUCCAGAAGAUGACCAGGCUCAGUUUGAGUCGUUUGUACAAGAGCUGGAGGAGCUUUGCAGCGACAGUGUGGAGAGGAUUGUGGUCAACCCCAAUGCAGCCUAUGACAAGUUCAAAGACAAGCACGUCAGCACCAAGGGACUUGACUUCUCCGACAGAAUCAGUAGAAGCAGAAGAGUGGGCUAUGAGUCAGGAGAAUUUGAAAUUCUGGGAGAGGGCUGCGGAGUGAAGGAGACGCCCCAGCAGAAGUAUCAGCGUCUGGUGAAUGAGAUCCAGGAGCUCACUCAGGAGGUGGACGCCAUCCAGGAGGCUACAAAGGAGAGUAACGCAGAGGAGCGCCUCACCCCUGUGGUUCUCGCCCAACAUGCAGCCCAGCUCAAACAGCAGCUGGUGUCUGCGCAUCUCGACUCUCUGCUGGGACCACAGGCACACAUCAACCUGGCUGACCCAGACGGUGCUCUGGCCAGGCGUCUCCUCACCCAGCUUGAAGCAGCUAAGGGCAGCCGUGGCAGUGCUGCAGGAGACAGCAAACCAACGGCAUCAGCUAAAGCCCCAGACGGAGUGGUACUCUACGAGCUACACAGCAGACCAGAGCAGGAAAAAUUCAAUGACGCUGCGAAGAUGGCAGAAUUGGAGAAGCGUCUAGCUGAGCUGGAGAUUGCUGUUGGCUCGGGAUCAGACAAGCAGGGACCUCUGAGUGCUGGCGCACAAGGAGCUAGUUUAAUGGACACUAUAGAGCUCCUGCAGGCGAGGGUCAGCGCCCUGGAUUCGGCUACUCUGGAUCAAGUGGAGGCGAGACUGCAGAGUGUACUGGGGAAGAUGAAUGAGAUUGCCAAACACAAGGCAGCGAUUGAGGACGCUGAAACACAAAACAAGGUGACGCAGCUGUAUGACGUGGUGCAGAAGUGGGACGCAGUCUCCACUUCUAUACCUCAGGUGGUGCAGCGGCUUGUCGCCGUCAAGGAGCUGCAUGAGCAAGCCAUGCAGUUUGGCCAACUGCUGACCCAUCUGGACACCACUCAGCAGAUGGUCAACAACUCUUUGAAAGACAACAACACCCUGCUAACACAGGUGCAGCAGACCAUGAAGGAAAAUCUGGUGGCUAUAGAAGAGAACUUUGCUGCUCUAGAUCAGAGGAUGAAGAAGCUUUCUAAAUAAACGGUGGCAGUGUUUGGACCGGUCCAGGAGAGAAGAACAUGGACAAUUAAGAGUUGGCGAGAGAGCACAGAUGAAGGGGAUUAGGGGUUUCACGCUGUCCUUUCUGGCCAUCCUUCUCUUGCUCUCUACUUCCGCCUCUGCCUUUUUUUCACGAGUGGGAUGUCAUAAAGUUGGAUAAGAUGGAAUAGCAGCAACAACAACAAAAAAAGAGACCAAAUGUUCUUGUCCACCCUCCGUUCAGCUUCCUUUCUCUUGCAGCAAACAGAUCAACUGAAAACACAUCUGUCCUCUCUAUACAUGCCGCUGAUUGAAGCCCCUCUUUAGCUUAUCGUUAGUUUUAGAUUGGAUUGUUUUUAUAAUUAUUAGUAUUAAACAUAAGGAAUUUACACUAUUGCAGGAUUUGUACUGUAAACUUUGCUCAAAUGCAAUGGAUCACAGUGAAGUUAGAAGGCUGUACGACAUGUUAAAGAUGUGUAAAAAAAAAAUGAAUAAAUUAAGAUCUAUUGUCCUGUAUCGUUGUAGCAGGAGCAUGUUUGGGUGUCAGGGUUAUGUCACAGAAGGAAAGCUUGUAAAUACGCCUGUUAUUGUUUCUUCACGCUCAGUCGCUUGUAACUAUAUUAUUAUGACUGAGACCAGAUGCCACAAACAAACUUUUAAUCUGCUUUGUCAUUGCCUACAAGUCCACUGUAUUACUGUUCAUCUGUGGUCAUGGAAACUGAUCAAUAAAACAAAGUGCGAUA
Messenger RNA from Mugil cephalus (flathead mullet), 2130 nucleotides. It is a transcript of the gene dctn2, whose product is annotated as dynactin 2 (p50). The transcript is spliced from 16 exons. Bases 161 to 1390 code for a protein of 409 amino acids. The record is from RefSeq and is a predicted model, not a curated record. Gene Ontology annotation, cellular component: dynactin complex; cytoplasm; centrosome. NCBI's taxonomy places the organism in Eukaryota, Metazoa, Chordata, Actinopteri, Mugiliformes, Mugilidae. Gene Ontology annotation, biological process: mitotic spindle organization.